AGGCCAAGUCAGUUCAACAAGACAAGUCUGUCUGCUCUGAAUUAACCUAUAAAAUGUGAUUGAAUGUAAUCAUUAAGUUUUCUUAAAAACAAAAAAACUUUUAAAUUGUUGAUAAAUUAGAAAGUUUAGGUACUACGACACUGUAACGUAUGGUUCUCGGAAGAUCAAUGGAGUUGCCUUCAACAAGUAGUGAAAAGAUGGGUUUUUAAAUCAAAGAAAAAGAAGAAGCAGCGUAUCUAUAACGUAUAUCUGCACAAGUGGAUUCUCUUUUUGAAAGGAGCUACCAACGUUAUGGAGUGCUGGACCGGCUUCUUAACUCCCAGAGCAGCGGCCAAGUUUUAUCCUCUUCAUCUAAUAUUCUGAUUGAAGAGAUGGGUUCGGAACAAAGCAGUCAGGCAAACCCUUCUCAAGCUUUGAGGUUAGGGCAGCUUCGACGUGGAAAAUCUGUACCUGAAUCAAAACGUGCGGAACAAGAAAGUAUGGAUACUUCACGUCCUGGCAGCAUAUCUCCGGGCCCGAGUGUGUGUUCCGAUUCGGAUCUACCUUAUAUAUCAUAUACCGUCAAUAGACCAAUUGGUGACUCGCCCAAGCUGCCUGCCAAACAGCAAGGGCAACUGAGUCGGGGGAAGUCAUUGGGAGCUGCCAGUGGUCUGUUGUCUUCUCCCGGCCGAAGGGUCGGUCUCCGCAAGCCCUCGGCCACCCGUCCCGCACCCCCCUCCCCUGCCCACAAUAUCGUGGUAGUCAAGCCAGCUGCCACCCAGGAGACUGCUGACAAGGAUGUGGACAUCCUGCGUCUUCAGAGUAUCCCGAUGUUUUUGCCCAUUAUGCGUGGAACGCUAACUCUGCCAGCGGCUCGUGACCCUGAGGUGUUAGAACGCCUGGACCCUGGUGCGCUGUACCAUCUGUGUCUGCAUUAUCAGAACCACCUGAAUCACUGUGCUCAGCUCGUAGCUGACGAUCAGGCAAUCAUAACUCAUAGGAUUAAAGAGGCACGAAAACAUCAGCUGCUUAUCAAUCAUGGUAAUGAACCAAUUUUUAGAUGAAGAGUGACGAAAUCCUCUCUUCUGGUGGAGAGAAAAACACCAUAUGUAUUUUGUUCAGCUGAGUUAAAGUGUAUUAUUUCUUGUUAACUGAUGGAAACAUAUUGAAUCUUGCAAGUUCCUUUCCACAAAAUAUUACUUUAUCACAUUUUUAUUUGCAACUGUUUGUCAACGUUGUCAACAGCAAUGUAUGUUUAUUUUAUAAAUUGACAAAUUAACUCAUGUAAACUAAUGUGAUUUCCAUGUUGGGUAUAAGUGUAUUAUUUUUUGUUAAGUGAUGAAGAGUGACGAAAUUCUCUCCUCUGGUGGAAAGAAAAACACCAUAUGUAUUUUGUUCAGCUGAGAUUAAGUGUAUUAUUUCUUGGUAACUGAUGGAAACGUUUGAAUCUUGCAAGUUCCUUUCCACAAAAUAUUACUUUAUCACAUUUUUAUUUGCCACUGUUUGUCAACGUUGUCAACAGCAAUGUAUGUUUAUUUUAUAAAUGAACAAAUUAACUCAUGUAAACUAAUGUAAUUUCCAUGUUGGAUUUAAGUGUAUUAUUUCUUGUUAACCCAUUGCGGAUCACUGACGAGCUGGGCUCGUCACGCAGCAGCCGGGCCUAAUGAG
This is a messenger RNA of Homalodisca vitripennis (glassy-winged sharpshooter), 1647 nucleotides long. RefSeq names its product BLOC-1-related complex subunit 5 (gene BORCS5). Lineage: Eukaryota; Metazoa; Arthropoda; Insecta; Hemiptera; Cicadellidae. The record is from RefSeq and is a predicted model, not a curated record. Gene Ontology annotation, cellular component: cytoplasmic side of lysosomal membrane; synaptic vesicle membrane; BORC complex. The transcript has 8 exons. The coding region runs from base 372 to 1043 and encodes 223 amino acids. Gene Ontology annotation, biological process: lysosome localization; positive regulation of anterograde synaptic vesicle transport; organelle transport along microtubule.